Scaptodrosophila lebanonensis is the source of this 1703-nucleotide messenger RNA. It is a transcript of the gene Rbbp5, whose product is annotated as retinoblastoma-binding protein 5 homolog. Gene Ontology annotation, molecular function: protein binding. The transcript is spliced from 9 exons. The coding region runs from base 138 to 1571 and encodes 477 amino acids. Lineage: Eukaryota; Metazoa; Arthropoda; Insecta; Diptera; Drosophilidae. Gene Ontology annotation, cellular component: Set1C/COMPASS complex. The record is from RefSeq and is a predicted model, not a curated record.
GUCUCUAGUGCCUACCUCGACAAACAAACUUCAGUAUUUUAGAGUGUCUAACAAAGUGUACAUUGCGAUAAGCAGAAUGAACUUGGAACUUCUUGUCUUUUAGAGUGUCUAACAAAGUGUACAUUGCGAUAAGCAUAAUGAACUUGGAACUUCUUGAGUCAUUUGGCCAAAACUACCCUGAGGAAUUUGAUGGAUCAUUGGACUGUAUCUCACUGGCAGUAACGUGCGCGUUUAAUAAGUAUGGCACACUUUUAGCAGUUGGCUGUAAUGACGGGCGAAUUGUUAUCUGGGACUUUUUGACUAGAUCACAUGCUAAAAUUAUUUCUGCCCAUGUACAUCCGGUUUGCAGUCUUAGUUGGACCCGGAAUGGCCAUAAGCUGCUAUCUGCCUCCACUGACAAUAAUGUAUGCAUAUGGGACGUUUUAACGGGCGAGUUAGAGCACAAAUAUCGAUUUCCUUCCCCGGUUCUUAAAGUGCAGUUUGACCCACGCGACCAUACUCGCGUUCUGGUCUGCCCAAUGCGAUACGCAGCUGUUCUUGUUCAAAUGGGCGGUUUGCAUAAGUGUCUCCCGUUGGACUCGGAUGGCGAUUUAAAUAUUGUUGCUUCGUUCGACCGGCGUGGUAAAUACAUAUAUACUGGGAAUGCGAAAGGCAAGAUACUCGUUUUAGAUGUAGACACAUUCGAGCUAGUCGCUAGCUUUCGCAUAAUUGUGGGGACUUCAAGUGCAACGGCUGUUAAAAGCAUUGAGUUUGCGCGCCGUGGCGAUGCAUUUCUUAUAAAUACGUCAGAUCGUGUAAUACGCGUCUAUGAUUCAAACGAAAUUAUUGCUUUAGGUAAAGAUGGCGAACCGGAACCUAUUCAAAAACUUCAAGACUUAGUAAACAAGACAACCUGGAAAAAAUGUUGCUUUUCGGGGGAUGGUGAAUAUAUUUGCGCUGGAAGUGCACGUCAACAUGCUUUGUACAUCUGGGAAAAGUCAAUUGGAAAUCUGGUAAAAAUUUUACACGGUACUAAAGGCGAGCUUCUGCUUGAUGUGGUUUGGCAUCCAGUUCGGCCCAUCAUAGCAAGUAUUAGCUCUGGACUCGUAUCGAUCUGGGCUCAAAACCAAGUUGAAAAUUGGUCAGCAUUUGCUCCUGACUUUAAGGAGCUAGAUGAAAACGUUGAAUACGAUGAGCGUGAAUCAGAGUUCGAUAUUGCUGAUGAAGACAAAUCGAUAGACUUAAAUGCGGAUGCACAUCAAGAAGAGGAAAUCGAAGUCGAUGUGCAAAAGGUAGAGCCGGUAGCCGCUUUUUGCUCUUCAGAUGAAGAGAAUGAAGACGAAAAUGCACUGCAAUUUUUACCAAUGGCCCCUGAAGUAGAGGACCCAGAGGAGGGUUGGGCUAUACAGGACAGCUUAGAAAUAAAUGCUUCCCUUCUAGGUAACGAUACUCAUGACUCUGAAGGUGAAAUAAUUAACUCCAAGCGCCGAAGAAUUCAAUAUUAUGAUGUCAGCCUUCCUGAUGCGCCUUCAGAUGCAUGGCUUAUCCCACAAAGUAUAUACACUGCGCAUCAUCAGAAGCACACCCGUUAAUUUCCUGCAAAUCUAGUAAGGAAAAACAGCAGCCUAUCGGCACAAAAAAAGCUAACAGUCGGACCAAGAAAUAAAAACAGUCAUGGAUAUUUUUAUAUUUUAUAUUUAAGUAUACGUACAUAUUAUUACUCA